Molecule: messenger RNA, 765 nt
Organism: Psilocybe cubensis
Lineage: Eukaryota; Fungi; Basidiomycota; Agaricomycetes; Agaricales; Agrocybaceae
Exons: 2
Coding region: 1-765 (254 amino acids)
Molecular function (GO): FMN binding
Source: RefSeq, a predicted model, not a curated record
AUGACGCCUACAAUACCGCGCUGGAAAAGGAUUAUUGAAACUGCUCUUGCUGAAUACAAAAACCAAACAGUAAUCCAGAUCGCUACUACGGACAACACUAGACCGACCCCCCGAGUACGAUCCCACAUAUUCCGUUCUUUUCUCUCCCACCCAUCCCACCCAUCGCUACCACUCCUAUUGAGCUCAACGGACAUCCGUACCCCAAAGGUCAGCCAAAUAGCAAACCACAAAGCUGUCGAAAUCGCAUGGUGGAUCGACGGCACACAGCAGCAAUUCCGCAUACUAGCGAAUGUGUACAUCGUCCCUGAGCCCAACCACCCGUUACUUGCACCCUUCAGGAAGCAGCUCGAGGAAUCCAAAUUAGAAGCAGGAGAUGCUAUCUCUCUUUACCCUUCUACUGAGGAAUGGGAAUCGCAGCGCAAAUCCAUGUUCGCGUCGAUGAGCGCACAUAUGCGCGCGUCAUGGUGCCGGCCCACGCCCGGCUCACCACUCUCCCUUCAUGGCGGUCCCGAAGCCGUUAAGAACUGGCCAACACGCGUUGUGCAACCUGACAGGGAAAAAAUGAGUCCCGAGGAAUUUAAGGAAGCUCAAAAAAAUUGGGAGCUAGCGUUGAGCAACUUCGCUCUGGUGGUCAUUGAUCCCUAUGAGGUCGAUUUUGUAGAUUUGGGGGGCGCUAAAGGGAAGUUAGAUCGCCGAUGGCUCUUCGUAAAGGCAAGGGAGGGAGAAUAUGGCUGGAAAUGGACAGAGGAGGAACUUGUCCCCUGA